Messenger RNA from Homalodisca vitripennis (glassy-winged sharpshooter), 1236 nucleotides. Its product is annotated as extensin-like. The coding region runs from base 1 to 1236 and encodes 411 amino acids. The record is from RefSeq and is a predicted model, not a curated record. NCBI's taxonomy places the organism in Eukaryota, Metazoa, Arthropoda, Insecta, Hemiptera, Cicadellidae. The transcript is spliced from 2 exons.
AUGUCGCUAGAGAUCGAACCCCCACCCCGGACAUUCCCGGCUCCAGUGUGCCAAUACAUUGCAACCACACUUCAACCUCCCCCAAUCCACUCCUCGUGCUUGAUGAGCCUGCCUCCUUCCGAAGGUUUCAAGUUUCAGCUUCUGAGAAAUCAAUUCCGGGCCUCUCAGAAGAGGUUUUUGAAUACCCCCGCACCCCUCCUCACUCCCUCCCCCCCCGACCAUGCCAACUCCCAUCCGCGCGACCCCCACCAACCCCCUUCGCCCCCCUCCCUACACCCGCCUUCCCCCCCCUCCCCUCCACUCCCACCGCCCCCCCCCCCCCUACCCCCGCCCCUCCCCCCCCUCCUCCACCACCAUCCAACUACCUCCCUCCCUCCACACAACUCGCAACUGCCUCCCCUCCACCCGACCUCUCUCCCGCCCCCCGACACUCCCACCCCCUCCCCUCCCACCCCCAGAACGCCCCAAUCCCCACGCCCCGCCCCCCCCUCACCAACCCCCCCAACCCGACGCAUCCCCUUCCCCUCUAUCCCCACCCCCUCCCCCGCUCCCCCCUGCCCCACCCCAACACCCCCGCCUUCCCCCCUACCCCAACCCAACUCCUCACCACCUUCACCCCUCUCCCACACUCCCGCCCCCCCCACCCUCUCCCCGCGCCCCCCUCCGCCCCCCACACUCCCCCCCCUCCUCCUCCACACCCUAACACCACCCCCCCCCCACAACACCGUCGCACCCCCCCCUCCCACGAAUCCCCCACCACGGCCUCCCUCCCCCUUCGCCCCAACCAGACCCUCUCCACCCGCUCCUACACCCUUCCACACACCCCCACACAGCCUUCCUCACACCCCCCCCCCUGCGCCCCACCCCCUCCCCCUCCACCUCCGCCUCCUACCGUCCCCGCACAACCCCCACCCCCUCCCUCCCCGCACCCCCCGCCCUUCCCACCCCUCCUCCUCUCUCUCCUCCAACCUUCCCCCCUCUGCACCCCCCCUCCCACCUUUCCCCCUCCCCGUCCUCCCCCCCCACUCUCCACCUUCAAUCACGCUCCCCACCCUUUCCACGACACACUCCCACACUCCUCCUCCCCGCCCGCCUCCCUGCUCUCCAUCACGCCCCCCCCCCACCCUCCAUCCUUCCGCCCCCGCCCCUCCCCCCGUAUCCAACAAAGAGCCCGACUAUCACCAGGUAGACCACACCCAGUGCCAAUCAACCCCCAACCCCCAAGCGUCCACUUGA